UGCCUCCCUCACUCACUCACUCACUGUAUCUCGCCUGCUGACUGAGGUAUUUCUACAAGCACAGACUGGGACAGCCUUGACUCUUCUGCGCGAGGUUUGUGAGUAAAGUCUCCAGCUAUUCCUCUCCCUGGAUCCUUUUCCCAUGGACUCUGAUGCUCUCUGUGUGGGUGAGAAGUUGCGGAUGUGGAUGUCAGAGUAAUAUCAUGGACCAGAGGGGAGCAGGAGACAGUGAAGGAAACUGGGUCACUGGCAGGCUCUCCUGACUGAUGCCUGUUUGGACCUGGAGGGAUGGGGUGCACCACCAGCGCGGUUGUGUUUGAUGGGCUGCGUACUGUCCUGGAGAGGAACUGUAGUGGCUACAUCUGCAAGGAAGCAGCAGAGCCCACUGGACCGUCUGAGGCUGAGCGAGCACUGAGUCGGAGAGAGUCGCGUGUAUUGCCAACACCACGAAUACUUAAGGUAAAACCAAAGGUGAUCGAGCCGCUCGAUUAUGAAAAUGUGCUGGUGCAGAGGAAGACGCAGAUCCUUAGCGAUGUCCUCAGAGACAUGCUGCAGUUCCCCCUUGAGGACUUUGAGAUUUCAACUUUGAGGAGGCAAGGGAGAACCCUGUACCCCACAGUGCCUGAAAAUGCAGAGAGGGAGGCCCAGAGUCUGUUCGUCCAAGAGUGCAUUAAGACCUACAAGUCAGACUGGCAUGUGGUCAACUACAAGUAUGAGGACUAUUCAGGGGACUUCCGACAGCUUCCAAAUAAAGUGUCCAGGCCUGAUAAAUUGGCUGUCCAUGUAUUUGAAGUGGAUGAAGAUGUCGACAAAGAUGAGGACACAGCCUCCUUAGGCUCCCAGAAAGGUGGAAUCACUAAACAGGGCUGGCUGUAUAAAGGAAACAUGAACAGUGCUAUCAGUGUCACCAUGAGGUCAUUCAAGAGGAGAUAUUUCCACCUGACUCAACUUGGAGAUGGUUCUUAUAACUUAAACUUCUACAAGGAUGAGAAGAUCUCCAAAGAGCCCAAAGGAACUAUUUUCUUGGACUCCUGUAUGGGUGUGAUUCAGAACAACAAGGUUCGAAGGUUUGCUUUCGAGCUUAAGAUGCAGGAUAAGAGCACCUACCUGCUGGCUGCAGACAGCGAGGCGGAGAUGGAGGAAUGGAUCAACACGCUCAAUAAGAUCUUGCACAGUAGCUUUGAAAUCGCCAUGCAGGAGAAGAGAAAUGGAGACAUUCACGAUGAUGAUGAUCUUGGAAAGUCAGACAGCUCCUCUGGCAGUAUGGACAGCUUUCAGAGCACAAGAGAUAUAGAGUCUAGGAUGAAGAAUGAAACCAGGCUGAAGCUGUUCACGCUGGAUCCGGACACACAGAAACUCGAUUUCUCAGGAAUAGAGCCAGACGUGAAGCAGUUUGAGGAGAAGUUUGGCAAGCGUGUGCUGGUGAACUGCAACGACCUCUCGUUUAAUUUGCAAAGCUGCGUGGCUGAGAACGAGGAAGGGCCAACAACAAACGUGGAGCCAUUCUACAUCACCCUGUCGCUGUUUGACAUCCAGAAUGGCAGAAAAAUCUCCUCUGAUUUCCACGUUGACCUAAACCACCCCUCUGUCAGGGGCAUGAUGCCCAAUAACAGCAGUCAGUAUAUGAACGGGGGAGGCGAUGGCCGACCCGACAGCCAGCGGUUGAUCCACGGGAUGCCAGAAGCAGCCAUGCAGUAUCCCAGACAGGGAGUGUUUUCGGUAACAUGCCCACACCCAGAUAUCUUCCUGGUGGCCCGCAUAGAGAAGGUGCUUCAGGGGGGUAUCAACCACUGUGCCGAGCCAUACAUGAAGAGUUCAGACUCCACCAAGGUGGCACAGAAGGUCCUGAAAAACGCCAAGCUGGCAUGCAACCGGUUAGGCCAGUACAGGAUGCCUUUUGCCUGGGGAGCAAGACCUUUGUUCAAAGAUGCUUCAGGGACUCUUGACAAAACUGCUCGCUUCUCCGCUCUAUACAGACAAGACAGCAACAAACUGUCCAACGACGAUAUGCUCAAGCUGCUGGCUGAUUUCAGGAAGCCAGAGAAGAUGGCCAAGCUGCCUGUAAUCCUAGGAAACCUCGAUGUUACCAUUGACAACGUAGCCCCAGACUUGUCAAAUUGUGUUACCUCAUCCUACAUCCCUGUGAAGCAGUUUGAUGUCAGCGAGAAGAGCAACAUCUUCUUUGAAGUGGAGGAGUUUGUGCCGUGCAUUGCCAAAUGUUCUCAGCCUUUCACCAUCUACAACAAUCACCUCUAUGUCUACCCGAAGCACUUGAAAUACGACAGCCAAAAGUCAUUUGCGAAGGCUAGAAACAUAGCUGUCUGCAUCGAGUUCAGGGACUCGGAUGAGGAAGAGGCUGUUGCACUUAAGUGCAUCUACGGCCGGCCUGGAGGACCCUUGUUUACCAAAAAUGCCUUUGCCUCCGUGUUACAUCACCAGCAAAAUCCUGAAUUCUACGAUGAAUUUAAGAUUGAGUUGCCAACCCAGCUCCACGAGAAGCAUCAUCUUCUCUUCACCUUCUAUCACGUCAGCUGCGAUAGCAACAGCAAGGCCAGCACCAAAAAGAGAGAGCAGGUUGAGAUGCAAGUUGGUUACGCCUGGCUCCCGUUGCUGAAGGACGGUCGGGUGAUCAUGAAUGAGAGUCAGAUCCCGGUUGCCGCCAACCUACCUGCCGGAUACCUCAGCUGUCAGGAGGGUGCCAGCAAGCAUUUGGGCCCUGAAGUGAAAUGGGUGGAUGGAGGAAAACCGUUAUUCAAAGUUUCCACCCACCUUGUGUCCACUGUCUACACUCAGGAUCAGCAUUUGCACAAUUUUUUCCAUUACUGUCAAACCAUUGCAUCAGGCGCCCAGGCGUCAGGAGGAGAGCUGGUCAAAUACCUGAAGAGUCUGCAUGCCAUGGAGAGUCACGUGAUGAUCAAGUUCCUGCCCACCAUCCUCAAUCAGCUGUUCAGGGUGCUAACCAGUGCCACCCAGGAAGACGUGGCAGUCAACGUCACCAGAGUCAUGAUUCACGUUGUGGCGCAGUGCCACGAGGAAGGUUUGGAGCACUACCUUAGAUCUUACGUGAAGUAUGUCUUCAAGACUGAGCCAUACACAUCCUCCACCACCCGAACGGUGCACGAGGAGUUGGCUAAAGCCAUGACUGCAAUCCUGAAGCCUUCCACUGACUUCCUCACAAGUAACAAGCUGCUCAAGUACUCCUGGUAUUUCUUCGAAGCCUUAGUCAAAUCCAUGGCUCAGUACUUGAUUGAGAGCUGUAAAGUAAAGCUGUCCAGGAACCAGCGCUUCUCUGCAUCGUUCCAUCACACUGUGGAGACCUUGGUCAACAUGAUCAUGCCACACAUCACGCAGAAAUACAAGGACAACCUAGAUGCUGCCCGGAAUGCCAACCACAGCUUGGCAGUCUUCAUCAAGCGUUGUUUCAACCUGAUGGACAGAGGCUUUGUGUUCAAGCAGAUCAACAACUAUAUCAACUGUUUUGUGCCUGGAGACCCAAAGACUCUGUUUGAGUUCAAGUUUGAGUUCCUGCGAGUCGUGUGCAACCACGAGCACUUCGUCCCUUUAAACCUGCCCAUGCCGUUUGGAAAGGGACGGAUUUUGAGAUUUCAAGCCUCAUUACCUCCAUGUAAUACUGUGGAGUCAUGUGACACUCCAGUAGACCUCCAGCUGGAUUACUCGCUGACGGAUGACUUCUGUAAGAAUCACUUCCUGGUUGGACUGCUGCUCAGGGAAGCCAGCGCAGCUCUGCAGGAGUUCAGGGAGAUUCGUCAGAUUGCCAUCCAAGUGCUGAAGAGCCUCAUGAUGAAGCAUGCAUUUGACGAUCGCUACACCUCAAAAAGCCAGCAGGCCAGGUUAGUCACCCUCUACUUGCCCUUGUUUGGUCUGCUCCAAGAAAACGUCAACAGGCUAAAUGUGAAGGAAGUGUCGCCGUUCACCGUCAACCACUGCACCAGUAAUGGAAGAGACGAUUCUCUCCAUACCAACACUUUGAUGACACCUCCGAGGUCGAGCACCUUUCUGGACACCGGCUUCCACAAAGAUGUUUUUGGAGCCAUCUCUGGCACCGCUUCACCUCAUGCGGCGUCCACCCCCAACAUUAACUCUGUGCGCCACGCCGACUCUCGUGGAUCGCUCAUCAGCACUGAUUCUGGGAACAGCCUGCCUGAGAGGAACAAUGACAAGGGCAGUUCCCUUGACAAGAACCAACCUGCCUCGACCCUGGGAAGCCCGCUGUUGCGAUGUGAUAAACUGGACCAGGCAGAGAUCAAGAGCCUCCUCAUGUGUUUCUUACAUGUGCUCAAAAGCAUGUCUGAAGAUGCUCUGUUCACAUACUGGAACAAGGCAUCAUCUUCUGACCUGAUGGACUUCUUCACUUUAGUCGAAGUGUGCCUCCAUCAGUUCAGAUACAUGGGAAAGAGAUACAUUGCAAGGAACCAGGAUGGGGCAGGACCUGUUGCACAUGAGCGGAAGUCUCAGACUCUUCCUGUGUCCCGUAACAGGGCGGGAAUGAUGCAUGCCCGCUUACAGCAGCUCAGCAGCCUGGAUAACUCAUACACAUUUAACCACACCUACAGUCACUCGGAUGCUGACGUGUUAAAUCAGUCACUGCUGGAGACCAACAUUGCCACUGAAGUCUGCCUGACCGUCCUGGACACACUCAGCAUCUUCAUCAUGAGUUUUAAGACACAGUUGUGUGCUGAUCACGGCCACAGUCCACUGAUGAAGAAGGUGUUUGAUGUCCACCUCUGCUUCCUGCGGAUCAAUCAGUCAGAAACGGCCCUCAAGCAGGUCUUCACUUCACUGCGCACCUUCAUUUACAAGUUCCCGUGCACGUUUUUUGAAGGGCGUGCAGACAUGUGUGCUGCUUUCUGCUAUGAGAUUUUGAAAUGUUGCAACUCCAAGCUGAGCUCCAUUCGCAGCGACGCAGCCCAUCUGCUCUAUUUUCUCAUGAAGAGCAACUUUGACUACACUGGUCGCAAGUCCUUCGUCCGGACACAUUUACAGGUUGUGAUUGCUGUCAGUCAGCUGAUAGCAGAUGUCAUUGGUAUAGGAAGUACUCGCUUCCAGCAGUCUCUGUCAAUAAUCAACAACUGUGCUAACAGUGAUAAAACUAUCAAGAACACAGCUUUCCCAUCGGAUGUGAAAGACCUGACUAAACGCAUCAGAACAGUGUUGAUGGCCACAGCGCAGAUGAAGGAGCAUGAGAGAGAUCCAGAGAUGCUGGUGGACCUGCAGUACAGUCUCGCAAAGUCUUAUGCCAGCACACCUGAGCUGCGCAAGACCUGGCUUGACAGCAUGGCCCGAAUCCAUGUGAAGAAUGGAGACCUGUCUGAGGCAGCCAUGUGCUAUGUUCACGUUGCAGCACUCGUGGCAGAAUACCUGCGAAGAAAAGGCAUGUUCAAGCAGGGCUGCUCGGCGUUUCGUGUUGUGACUCCAAACAUCGACGAAGAAGCCGCAAUGAUGGAGGACGUCGGAAUGCAAGACGUCCACUUUAAUGAAGACGUCUUAAUGGAGCUUCUGGAGGAGUGCGCAGAUGGGCUGUGGAAAGCGGAGCGUUACGAGCUCAUCUCUGACAUCUACAAGCUCAUUAUCCCCAUUUAUGAGAAGCGGAGGGACUUUGAGAAACUGGCUCACCUGUAUGACACGCUGCAUCGAGCGUACAGCAAGGUGACGGAGGUCAUGCAUACUGGGAAGAGGAUGCUGGGCACGUACUUCAGAGUGGCUUUCUUUGGCCAGGCAGCGCAGUACCAGUUUACUGACUCAGAGGCUGAGGGCUUCUUUGAAGAUGAAGAUGGGAAGGAGUAUAUCUACAAAGAACCCAAAUUCACGCCUCUUUCAGAGAUUUCUCAGCGGCUCCUCAAGUUAUACUCUGAUAAGUUUGGUCAGGAGAAUGUGAAGAUGAUUCAGGACUCUGGGCGGAUCAACCCCAAGGACCUGGACUCAAAGUACGCAUACAUCCAAGUGACACAUGUGACUCCAUACCUGGAGGAGAAGGAGCUGGUCGACAGGAAAACGGACUUUGAAAAGAGCCACAACAUCCGUCGAUUUGUUUUCGAGAUGCCUUUCACCAUUUCGGGCAAAAAGCAAGGCGGUGUGGAGGAGCAGUGUAAACGCAGGACUAUACUUACCACCACUCAUUGCUUUCCGUAUGUAAAGAAACGGAUCGCGGUGAUGUAUCAACACCAUACUGAUCUGAGCCCCAUCGAGGUUGCCAUCGACGAGAUGAGCAAGAAGGUGGCUGAGAUCAAACAGCUGUGCUCCUCCAGCGAGGUGGACAUGAUCCGUCUGCAGCUCAAACUGCAGGGCAGCAUCAGCGUCCAGGUAAAUGCAGGACCUCUUGCGUAUGCCAGAGCUUUUCUCGAUGAUACAUGUGCCAAGAAAUAUCCUGAUAACAAGGUCAAACAGUUGAAAGAGGUCUUCAGGCAUUUUGUGGAUGCGUGUGGCCACGGUUUGGGCAUUAAUGAACGACUGAUCAAAGAAGACCAGCAGGAGUACCACGAUGAGAUGAAGGCCAACUACAGAGAACUAGCCAGAGAGCUGUCCAUCAUCAUGCACGAACAAAUCAUUCCAGUGGAGGAUGGCAUGAAAAGCGUUCUCCCAGACUCGCUUCACAUCUUUAAUGCCAUCAGUGGCACACCAACCAGUGCCACCAUCCAGGGCAUUCCCAGCUCAUCCUCUGUGGUUUGAUGUCAGCCUGGGUGAAACUCAGAGCUGCCUAAGCCUGCCAACGCAGGCAUGCCAGUGAUGCCAUAUUAUCACUCCAGAACUUAAUCCUGCUUCUCAGCCUAGAGAGAAACUGAUGGGAAAAACAGACAAGUCUCAUUUUUCUAUUUUCUGUCUGGCCACCGAAGACCAAUAUGAGCAAGGCACUGGACCUGUUUAACAUGGAUAAGGGAGCAUGGUGGCUGUGUGAUGGAGGUGGGGGGAAGACAAAGAUGAGACUCUUUGCAGCAGAGAUGACAGGACACGGACUUUGUUCCUCCUUUAUGAUGGCGUGAUGCUUGAUAAGACAUAACCUGUCUUGUCUUUACGUGUUUCUACCUGAAAAGACUGAGCAGUGUUUUCUUUAAAAACAUUCCUGUUGGGAUUUUUUUUAAUAUGCAUGUCACUACAUUACGCCUACACUCUCCCAACAGUCCAUUUUUGUUUAUUUUGAUAAUGUUUCACAAUGUUUUUUAUGGACAAUAUUUCACUUUUAUAAGCGACUGUAUUGAUGUCUUGAUUAAUGGUAUAUGCUGCAUACAUCAGUGCUCCUCUCCCUGUACAUGAAGGUAUAUUUCUAGAAAAAUGCAAUUUUGGAAUAAGGGCCUGCUACGAUGUAACAUUAGCAUUCAACCUUAAAUCACUUUGAUGUCUUAGAAUGGGAGAGUUUUAAAGUAUUUAAAGCCAUUGCAUACAAAAAGGUAUAUUCAAAGUUGUGUAUUAAUGUGUAUAUAAAACAAGGAGUGUGUGCAAUAUUUGCAAAGUAUCAUGCUGUGUGCGGCUCAUACACUGUAAAGAUUACGUUCACCUUCUUGCCAAAGUGAUGAGGUGUUGGGAAAGGACGCCUACUGUGCAAGUAAUAUGAAAAUUUUAUCAUUUUAUGUUCCAGAAAUUGUCUUUUAUUUGGGCAGAAAUGUUUGGUUUUUUUUUAACUUUAUUUAACACAAGUCACUGUUCUGCUGUAAACAAAGACGUUCCCUAAUGCUUUUAAAUAAAAUACACUCAUUUCUCUGCAUUUGCAUCCAUAGGUCCUUAUUUGUUUUACUUCAUUUUGUGGUAUUCUCGCACUUGGCUCACUUGUGAAAUAAGUGGGAAAUAAACCUUAUUAUUCUCAGAGAUCA
This is a messenger RNA of Maylandia zebra (zebra mbuna), 7823 nucleotides long. The record is from RefSeq and is a predicted model, not a curated record. NCBI's taxonomy places the organism in Eukaryota, Metazoa, Chordata, Actinopteri, Cichliformes, Cichlidae.